Molecule: messenger RNA, 1451 nt
Organism: Achroia grisella
Lineage: Eukaryota; Metazoa; Arthropoda; Insecta; Lepidoptera; Pyralidae
Gene: ProRS-m
Product: probable proline--tRNA ligase, mitochondrial
Exons: 9
Coding region: 74-1450 (458 amino acids)
Biological process (GO): prolyl-tRNA aminoacylation
Cellular component (GO): cytoplasm; mitochondrion
Molecular function (GO): proline-tRNA ligase activity; ATP binding
Source: RefSeq, a predicted model, not a curated record
AAUUGUAAACAUAACCUAUAAAAAUAAUAUCCAAUUAAAAUUAAAAUAAAUACAAACUACAUAACAGAUUAAAAUGCGAUAUGUUUCUCAGUUGUUUCAACCUCUAAUAUCGAUACCAAAGAAUGCUAAAAUAAAAAAUACGGAGAUCACUUGUAAAAGCCAAAAGUUACUUCUAGAAUGUGGCUUAAUACGUCCGACCAGCUCUGGCCUCUUCUCCCUGCUGCCACUUGCACAGCGCUCACUAGACAAGCUUGUAACUCUCAUACGAAGACAUGUGGAGUCCGCUGGGGCACAGAAGAUGAGUCUACCGUCACUGACCGCUGAGAGCCUGUGGGAGAAGACAGGGAGGUUGGCAGAUGUUGGUGAGGAGUUGUUGAAGGUGGAAGAUAGACACGGAAAGAAGUACUUGUUGGCACCAACACACGAGGAAGCCGUAGCGGAUUUGUUGGCAGACGUGGGUCCACUGUCAUAUAAACAAUUGCCUAUCAUAUUGUACCAGAUUAGCAGCAAAUACCGCGACGAGCGCCGCCCGAAGCACGGUCUGCUGCGGGCCCGAGAGUUCCUUAUGCUCGACUCGUACGCCGCACACUCGCAUCCCGCAAACUCGCAUGCCACAAACUCGCAGCCCUCAAACUCGGCAGACGAGCCCGACGUGUACUCGCGCCUCGCUGGCGCAUACUCGCAGAUCUUUCAAGCGUUACGACUUCCCGUUCAUAGAGUGGCGGCCCCUACCGGCGAUAUGGGAGGCACUCUCUCCCAUGAAUGGCAACUGCCCGCAGCAGCUGGGGAGGACCAGAUAGCUGUAUGUCCGUCCUGCUCGCACGCCACGCUCACUUCCACACGUACAAACUGUGAACAGUGCGGGAACGAGACGGAGAUAUCCAAUUCUAUUGAGGUGGGUCACACGUUCGUUCUCGGCGCGCGGUACAGCGAGCCGCUGGGGGCGCACGUGGUGCCUCCGUCGGGGCCCGCAGCACCCCUCGUCAUGUCCUGCUACGGUAUAGGUAUUACGAGAUUGCUAGCGGCAAGCGUGGAGGCACUGUCCACAGAGAAGGUACUCCGGUGGCCCGGCAAGAUAGCACCUUACAGCACUAUCAUUAUAGGACCCAAGGAAGGGUCCAAAGAGUGGUUGCAGCGAGGAUGGGAGGGAGUCCAGCUGGUGUACCGCACCCUGGUGGAGCUGCCAGGUCUGAGAGACGAUGUGCUGGUCGACGACAGGCACGGUCUCACCAUCGGGAAACGGCUGAUGAUGGCUGACCGAAUGGGGUAUCCAUGGAUUGUGGUAUGCGGAAGGUCAACGCUGGAUCCUGUACCCAAAUAUGAAGUAUAUAAGAGCAGUUCGCAGUCGUCAGACCCCGAACUAUGGACCUUAGAUGAACUAGUCGCAGCACUAUCAAAGAACACAGCAGAAUGUGUAAACAGUGAAUUUAAAAGAAAUAUAGCAUUAUAAU